AUGCACUCAGGAGACGUCAGUCCAACAACUCCAAAGCUUCAGCUCCAGCUUUCCAUACCCCAUCACGAUCCGGCAUACUAUAUACCCGAUGGAAACACCGUUCUGCUCGUGGAGAACACACUUUUUAGGGUCCAUAGGUCGAUACUGACAAAGGACAAGUCUACCUUUGACAGUAUGUUCUCCCUAGACUCGGACCUACGCUCAAGCUCUAGUACGAGUGUCACUGCGGGACCCGAAGGUGAAAGCGACGACAAUCCGAUCAGGCUCCAAGGAGAUACAGCACAGGAGUUCCGCGCUCUUCUGUGGGCUUUAUACGCCUUGCCACCGGAGCUCACCCUUGCGCUAACGCCUAAAGCGAAUACGUCUCAAUUGUUCAAUCUCGCCCGUAUUACGCACAAGUAUGAAUUCCGCUCGAUCGAAGCAUGGGCCCUUAGUGCCCUUACGACUAUAUACACGCGCCCAACGCACUCUCCAAGCGUUCAAGUUGACGACGUCGAGGGGCCCAGCCUUGUGCAACUUACGGAGUUGGCGUCUCUUUGUGAGCAACGGGAUCUUCUUGACGCUGCCACGCUGCGAUGGAAACGGCUCCUCGCAUCUGGGAAGGACAUCGCACUCGCUGUUGGAGUUGCAGAACGGCUUAAUUUGCGCACCCUGCUUGGUUUCGCUUAUCAUGCCAUGAUGCUUCAAGGCCGGGAAGUCUGGGAUAACGACGCGUUACUAACGCGAGCACAGCGCAUUCGCCUUCUUUCUGGGCAUUACGCCCUCGGCCGGCUAUGGGAACGUCUGCCAAGCGAGCCACCUGUUAUCUCACAUAGUCCGCGGUGCACAGGGGGUGCUCAAGCACGAUGUAAUCAAGCCUGGGCUGCACUAUGGCGCUCAACACUGGAUAUGGGCCGUCAAGUUCUGCUUAUACAAUAUGCGGAUGUGGUGGGAAAAUUGAUGCUUGCAGAGAGUGUGACGAAGGCCCUUGUGGAGCGAGAGAUACCUACGCAGGGAAUGCUAGAUGGAAUGCCAUGGUGCAAAGACAAUGUCUUGAGUGCUGUAGCUGGGAAAGUAAAGGAAGUACAAGAGAGCUUGGCCGAUUAUUUUACGGAUGUGGCAUGA
Molecule: messenger RNA, 1104 nt
Organism: Suillus subaureus
Lineage: Eukaryota; Fungi; Basidiomycota; Agaricomycetes; Boletales; Suillaceae
Exons: 3
Coding region: 1-1104 (367 amino acids)
Molecular function (GO): protein binding
Source: RefSeq, a predicted model, not a curated record